AUGAUGUCCACAAUUUCAGUGGCCUUGACCUUGCUGGGCCAAAGUUCGGCAUGGUCUUACAAUACCAACUCCCAAUAUAAAGCCAACAUCAAGGUCAAUGCUCGUCAGACCUAUCAAACCAUGAUUGGAGGAGGCUGUUCCGGUGCUUUUGGUAUUGCUUGUCAACAGUUUGGGUCUUCUGGUUUAUCGCCCGAAAAUCAACAAAGGGUAACUCAAAUUCUCUUUGACGAAAACAUUGGAGGUCUGUCUAUUGUUCGAAACGACAUUGGAUCUUCUCCAGGAACCACCAUUUUACCAACAUGUCCCGCCACUCCAGAUGGCAAGUUCAACUAUGUGUGGGAUGGUAGUGACAACUGCCAAUUCAAUCUCACCAAAACAGCUCUCAAAUAUAAUCCUGAACUUUACGUCUACGCUGAUGCUUGGUCUGCACCCGGCUGUAUGAAGACUGUUGGAACGGAGAACCUAGGUGGACAAAUAUGCGGUGUGCGUGGUACCAAUUGCAAAUACGAUUGGCGCCAAGCAUACGCGGAUUAUCUGGUUCAAUAUGUCAGGUUUUAUAAAGAAGAAGGUAUUGAUGUCUCUCUUCUGGGAGCCUGGAAUGAGCCAGACUUCAAUCCAUUUACCUAUGAGAGCAUGUUGUCAGACGGAUACCAGGCUAAAGACUUCUUGGAGGUCUUAUAUCCUACACUCAAAAAAGCUUUCCCAAAGGUGGAUGUCAGUUGCUGUGAUGCAACCGGCGCAAGACAAGAGAGAAAUAUCCUCUAUGAGCUCCAGCAAGCUGGCGGUGAGAAGUUUUUUGACAUUGCGACAUGGCACAACUACCAGAGUAACCCGGAGCGCCCAUUCAACGCAGGGGGAAAGCCUAACAUCCAAACAGAAUGGGCCGAUGGUACUGGCCCAUGGAAUAGCACUUGGGAUUAUAGCGGCCAACUUGCUGAGGGUCUUCAAUGGGCCUUGUAUAUGCAUAAUGCCUUUGUGAAUAGUGACACUUCGGGCUACACUCAUUGGUGGUGUGCACAGAACACCAAUGGCGACAAUGCUCUUAUUCGGCUUGACCAUGACAAUUACGAAGUGUCGUCUCGACUUUGGGCCUUUGCGCAAUAUUUCCGAUUUGCCAGACCAGGGUCUGUGCGCGUUGAUGCCACAAGCGAUGUAGAGAACGUCUACGUAACCGCAUACGUUAACAAGAACGGCACUGUAGCUAUCCCCGUCAUUAACGCAGCUCAUUUCCCUUACGACGUAACCAUCGAUCUGGAAGGCAUCAAGAAGAGAAAGUUGAGCGAAUAUUUGACUGAUAAUAGCCACAAUGUUACUUUACAGAGCCGGUACAAGAUUAGUGGCAAUAGCCUCAAGGUGACUGUUGAGCCCAGGGCCAUGAAGACGUUCUGGUUGGAGUAA
Molecule: messenger RNA, 1398 nt
Organism: Trichoderma virens Gv29-8
Lineage: Eukaryota; Fungi; Ascomycota; Sordariomycetes; Hypocreales; Hypocreaceae
Product: glycoside hydrolase family 5 protein
Exons: 4
Coding region: 1-1398 (465 amino acids)
Biological process (GO): sphingolipid metabolic process
Molecular function (GO): glucosylceramidase activity
Source: RefSeq, a predicted model, not a curated record